AUGUCAUCAAUCGAAAAUCUACUACCUAAUGAUAUCAAAUUACCACCAAAAGAAAUUCAAGAAACAAUCGAUAAAACAAUAACAUACAUUAUAAAAAAUGGUAAAAGUUUUGAAGAAAGAUUGACAAAGAACAACACCAAGAAGGACAAUCAAUUUGGAUUUUUAAAGACGGAUUCAGAGUAUCACAAAUUUUACCUAAAUCAACUAGCUAAAGCAUCUGAACAAACUAAAAAUAAAUCAAUUCAAGAAGAAUCAACAGUAGUUGAAGAAGAAAUAACUCAAGAAAUACCCAAACCUGAUGAAUUAACCUUUUUAAUUGAUGAAUUUCCUGAAAAUUUAACUACAAAAGAUUUAAAAAUCAUCAAAACAACAGCAUUAUAUAUAUCAAUAAAUAGUACAUUAGAAACAGAAUCUAUAAAAAUAACAAACUUAUUAUAUCAUGAAUCAAAACGAGGUAAAUCAGCACAAUUUGAAUUUUUAAAAAAUACCCAUUCAUUAAAUCCCAUAUUUAAAAUCUAUUUAAAUCAAUACAGAUUACUCAACUCCAUGUUCACUGAAACUUCAAAAGAACUUGAAAAUUUAAAUAAUUUAUACCAAACCCAAUUAGAUAAUAAAUUCAACUUAUUAACAAAAUCAUAUAAUAGAGCACUCUACAUCAAGCAAAACCAUCAAAAAUCAAAACAAAAAGCUAAAUCCGAAAAAGAAAAAUUGUUAAAUUUUGCUUCAAUAAAUUGGCAAGAUUUUUCAAUUUUAUCAAUUAUAAAUUUUAAUCAAAUUGAUAAAGUAAAAGAACUUAAUGAACCAAUUUCAAGAGAUUCAUUAAUUCAAAGAUCAUUAACUUCUAAAACUAAAGAAAUUGAAUUGAAAAAAUCAAAAAUUCCAUUAAUUCAAAACCCUAUUGAAAAUGAUAAAAAUGAUAAACUGAAAGAUUUCACCACUUUAGAUUCUCCAGAAUCCUCAGAAAUCAAUAAACCACCACCUAUAAAAGGUAUGAAAAUAAAAUCAGCAGGUUCAACAAGAUUAAAAAAACAAAAAAAUUCACAAACAUCAUCAACUACAACUUCACAACUUUCAACAACAACAACAACCACCACAACAAGUACAAAAAUAAAAUGUCCAAUUACUGGUAAAUUAAUCCCACAACAAGAUUUCGAUCAACAUUUGAAAAACUUGUUAAGAGAUCCUUCAUAUAAACAACAACAAGAAAAUUAUUUAAAAAAAAAUUUUAGUUAUGAAUCAAAUAUAUCAACUGAUCAAGUUUUUAAUAAUAUUAAACGGUUAAUGAAGAAAAGAAAUUUUGAAAAUGUUAACGGUAAUGAUGAUGAAGAAAAUAAUUAG
Lodderomyces jiufengensis is the source of this 1338-nucleotide messenger RNA. RefSeq lists its product as uncharacterized. Gene Ontology annotation, molecular function: RNA binding. The record is from RefSeq and is a predicted model, not a curated record. Gene Ontology annotation, biological process: regulation of alternative mRNA splicing, via spliceosome; mRNA cis splicing, via spliceosome. The transcript has a single exon. NCBI's taxonomy places the organism in Eukaryota, Fungi, Ascomycota, Pichiomycetes, Serinales, Debaryomycetaceae. Gene Ontology annotation, cellular component: U2 snRNP; catalytic step 2 spliceosome; U2-type prespliceosome. The coding region runs from base 1 to 1338 and encodes 445 amino acids.